Molecule: messenger RNA, 1065 nt
Organism: Adineta ricciae
Lineage: Eukaryota; Metazoa; Rotifera; Eurotatoria; Adinetida; Adinetidae
Source: the annotation of a GenBank genome assembly
AUGGAAUACUUCUAUUCAUUCCUUCUAUUGUUGACAUGUUUUUCUUCGAUGAACGCGCAAAGCUUUACACAGGAAAGUCCAUACAUGUUAAUUCGAUUAAUGGAUCUUAAAACACAUGAAUGGAAACCUAAGAUGCUUGACGAAUUUGAAAAAGUUCUCGACUCUGAAUUGAAGUACAGCGACGAGAAGAAAGGUGUAGCAUGUCAGUCAAUCGAUUUUGAACAGGAAGCUGGAUACCCAAAGCAAGAUGCUCGCUUUCUCGAUUUGAGUAUUCGGGGCCUCUGUACUGAUGUAUAUGGUAAAGUUCAUGAUAUUGAUAAAGGAUUAAUGACUGUUGCUAUUGAACGACAUGUCGAUGAAGUUAGAGCUGCAACAGGAGCAACGCUUUACAAAGUUGGUAAUGUUCAGUUUUUCAAACGUGAUCGCAAUCAAUUGAAUUUCAUUAUCAUCCCAAUUUCCUUGGGAUUGGUAACACUUCUUUUUGUGUUAACCUUUGUUCUACGGCAAUUAAGAUACAAACAAAAACGCCGUCAUAUUCUCAACGAAUUACAAAAGAAGAAAGACGCUGGCGAUAAAAAAUCUCAAACAAUCGCUAAUGUUGAUCCACAUGCGAAUGAAAAACAACGUCUUUUACAACUCGAUCCAACCGUUGUUGGCAGUGCAUCGGAUACAUUAGGUAGUCCAAAAGAUUUCACCAACGAACAGUAUCCAAGUUCAGGUCGAAGUAAUCGAGGCUCGGAAAGAAGUUCACCUUCACGAGAUAAUCGACAAGGUUAUAAUGAUUCAUCUUUUCAAAACCAACGUUCACUUCGAACAAGUCGAGAACGAAUGCAACCGCCUUAUGACAGCGAACAGGGAGACAUGAUACCCAUGCGAGAACAACAACCUCGAACAGUUAUACGAACAAUUCGUGAUGAUGGAAGUCAACCGUACUAUCAACGGAACGACGAUCCGUCAGUGAACUUUGUCCCGAUACCCGUACAAGUAGAACGAAGUGGUCCUCAACAGAGACAUGUACCAGCACCGUACCAUUCGGAUCCCUAUUAUCGACAUGAGAAUUCCUAA